This is a messenger RNA of Porites evermanni, 6522 nucleotides long. The record is from the annotation of a GenBank genome assembly. NCBI's taxonomy places the organism in Eukaryota, Metazoa, Cnidaria, Anthozoa, Scleractinia, Poritidae.
AUGGCGGCUGUUCCCACCAUAAAGAAGCUAGAUGAGGCUGUUGUUAAUCGCAUUGCUGCCGGUGAAGUGAUUCAAAGACCAGCUAAUGCACUGAAAGAAAUGAUCGAGAACUCGCUUGAUGCAAAGGCUUCAUCAAUUACGGUAACAGUCAAAUCUGGAGGUUUGAAACUUUUGCAGAUUCAGGACAACGGCUGUGGCAUUAGGAAAGAAGAUAUGGGGAUCGUGUGCAAGCGUUUCACUACGAGUAAACUUACAAAAUUUGAGGAUUUAAGCUCCAUUGCGACUUAUGGAUUUCGCGGGGAAGCUCUGGCAAGCAUUAGUCACGUUGCUCACGUAACUAUAACUACAAGAACUGGAGAAUCGAACUGUGCUUUCAAAGCGAGUUAUUCGGAUGGAAAACUGGUGCCUGCACGACCUGGAUUGUCUGCUGACCCUAAGCCUUGUGCUGGAAACAAAGGCACUCAGAUAACUGUCGAAGACUUGUUUUAUAAUGUGUCGACUCGACGAAAGGCUCUUAAGAGUUCCGGUGAAGAGUUCGCGAAAAUUGCUGAUGUGGUGAGCAAGUAUGCGAUACACAAUUCUGGAGUUGCGUUUACGUUGAAGAAGCAGGGAGAAAACAUGGCGGACGUCAGAACGACCAAUGGUGCUUCGAUUUUGGAUAAUAUUCGCACAAUCUAUGGAGCUUCAGUUGCAAGAGAGUUGUUAGAAGUUAGCUACGACAACCAAAAGUAUGCCUUCAAAAUGCAUGGCUACAUUUCCAAUGCUAAUUAUUCUGUCAAGAAGCUACAGUUUUUGCUAUUUAUUAAUCAUCGUCUUGUUAACUCCUCUGCUUUAAGGAAAGCAAUAGAAACAUUAUAUGAAGCUUAUAUACCAAAGAACAGCCAUCCCUUUGUGUAUGUAUCCCUGGAAAUUGCAGCAAGGAAUGUUGACGUUAAUGUUCACCCCACCAAACAUGAGGUUCAUUUUUUGCAUGAAGAUUCCAUUAUUGAGGCUAUUCAGAAGGCCUUUGAAGAGAAGUUAUUAGGGGCAAAUUCAUCCAGAACUUACUACACUCAAACCCUUCUGCCUGGUGUCCCUGUGACUGAUACCUCUACAGGUUGGUGUUCCCUCUGCAUUUACCAGCUCAUAUUUACAAAAACAAAAGAUUGCAGCGUGCAAAGAAAGUAGUGUCCGAUAGCCCGGGGCUAGUGGAUUUUGCUAUCAGGCUAGUGAAAUCUGUUUUUAACUUGCUUGACAGGCAAGAGAUGUUUUUUGAGGAAUUUGAAUAACAGAGGAACUGUGAAAUCAAUUCUGCUAGUCAAAAAGUUUUUGGGGCUAGUUGAAAUGACGUCUUGGCUAGUAAAUGCUAGCUUCAGCUUGCCCGAAUGGCAAGCUGUAAAAAUGAUUUCCUUUGCACCCUGGAUUGUUCUUUUUACAUCAUCUUUACUGGUACAUACACAAGAACCCAUGUAGAUUAGUGAACAAGAUUAAGGUACUUGCUAUUUGCUUGCCCAACCCAAGCCUCUAGCCAAUGCCUCUGGAUAUUAACAUCCAAAAACUGUAUUUGAAACUCCCCCAUAUGUUUUUUCUUCGAUGGAAAAUACAUUUAAUACAAAUGAUAAAAAUACUCCCCUUCCCCACCAUGAUUUGUGCAGACAUUUAGAUUCAUAUUUUCCAUUAUUUCAGUCAGAAAUGUGAUUGAAUAUACUCUUCAUUGCAUUGUUUUUUAAGUGACAAAUGAUGGUGGACAAUCUAAUGGUGGAAAGUUAUAUGCUCAUCAAAUGGUUCGAACAGACAGUAGAGAGCAGACUCUGCAUGCCUUUCUUCCUCCUAAAAAUCAUGCUACAUCAUCAAGUGUAACAAACAGGUUCAAGUUGAAAAAUUGCUGUUACAUUAGAACCUAAAAUGUUUUUUUGGGGGGGUCUUGACAAACUGCGAGUCACGCGAGCUUCACGAGGCAUCAGUUAAAAAAAAGGAAACACAAGUAAAAACUGGAAAUUUACAGAUGAGGAGUUGAGCAUUCAUUAUACUGAUUAGGGUUAAGCACUCAUUGUACUGAUUAGGGUUAAGCUUUUAUUUUAUGGAUUAGGGUUAAGCACCCACUUUAGGGCUAGGGUUAAGCGCUGUUUAGGGUUAAACAGACAGUUAGCAUUCAGUUAAUGUUUUCUGUAUUACUGUUUUCGAUUUUUAUGGUGUUUUUCUCAAUGAUUCUUCAAUGGACUGCAUGGUUCGCAUGACUCGCUGGUUUGCAUUUUAUACACACUCUUUUUUUUUCAUAGUCACAUGUUAUUGGAAGUAGUUUCCAAAAGCCCCUAGGGUGUUUGUCAACUUCUUAUUAAUCCCUUGCAUUGGUGUUUUUUAGUGAUUCUCAGUCUUCAAGAACUAUAGCUCAACAUGAAGCUAAUAAUUCAGCUGAUGGGGAACCAAACAGGUCUAAAAAUCUUACUUCAACUGCUAAUAUUACUGACGAAAGCACACUUUCAGUGUCCAACUCAAGCAAAACUCUAGAUGCUGGUGAGGAGGACUUCUCUGACCAACCAUCAGGUAAUGGAAAUUUAUUAUUUCCAGUCAUUUUGAAUAAAUAUUUGAUUGACUUACUUAAUUUAAGGUACAUUGUAGACAUAAUAACUAAUGGCUGAACAUGUUGAUUGGCAGCCUGGGUGACUAACUGAAUGACUGGAAAAGUGUGUGGAUUACACUCUUAUAUACAGUGUUUUCUCCUCAAUGUUCUUGAUACAUUUCCAUCGGUGCUGAUGGGGACAGUUUUUCUAACAAGCAACCUGUUUUUUACCACUUUUUAGUUGUUCAAAUCCCGCUUCAGGGAACGGCAACUUUGAUUAAAAAAUUAUUGUUGUUCUUAUUGGUUGAUUGAAUGGUUGGUUCUACCUCUUCAGGUCCAAAAAAGCCAAGACUAGAGGAAAAUGGUGACAGGACUUCAAAGGGCCAAAACAAGUUAACUUUCCACAGAGAAAUUCGCCUUACCAGUGUUUUGAAUCUACGUAAAGCCAUUGACAGCAAUGAACAUCAAGGAAUGAAAGAGCUGUUUGAAGACCAUAAAUUUGUGGGCUGCGUGAACAGGUCACUUGCUCUUGUCCAACACAGCACAAAGUUGUUCCUUGCGAAUGUCACAACCCUUAGUAAAGAACUCUUCUACCAGAUUAUCAUCUUUAAGUUUGGCAACUUUGACUUUCUAAAGCUUUCAGAGCCAGCACCAGUCUAUGAGCUUGCCAUGCUAGCUUUAGACUGUGAGGAGAGUGGCUGGACAGAAGAGGAUGGUCCUAAAGAUGAGUUAGCGGCAUACAUUGUCAAUUUGCUGAAAGGAAAAGCAGCUAUGUUGUUGGAUUAUUUUUCUUUGGAAAUUGAUAAAGAAGGUCAUCUACUGACAUUGCCUUUGCUGUUAGAUGGUUACAUACCAAAUCUUAAUGGUCUUCCUUUGUUUGUUCUUCGCCUUGCUACAGAGGUAAGCAGUAUGAAAUAGUAGAAUAUCAGGAAUGUUUUUGUUAUUGGACUCAAAGCUUGAAUACAGUCCCAUCUGCAGUCUAGGACUAGGAGCUUUUCUUGCUAGGAGAGUAUUGUUUGAUCUCACUUGCCCAAUAAGGGUCUAUGCAAGUCAUCCUCUAACUAUAUCAUUAACAAAGACAAGGAAGAAGUCAAUCAAUCAAUAAAGCUUUAUUCACGGUAUCACUUCAUUAAAAAUGCUCUUCCAGUGAGCCGUUUACAAAACAAAAUUUUCAGAGAAACUACAUUAAUGCUAAAAUAUAUCUAUAUAUUAAGAAAAUAUAUCCUAUAAUUAAUCACACAAAAAUCAAUCAACCUUAAAGGUACAUUAAAUAACUCAACUCCCUCAAGGCAAUCCCUGGUUCAAGACAAAGAUAGGGCAGACUUGAAAGAGUUGAGAUUUAUCUCGUCUUUAAGCACAUUUUCUAGGCCAUUCCACAUGACUGCUCCCCUAUAGCUAAAGGCCCUCUUAGCAGCUUCAGUACGGGGCCUUGGUACAAAAAUGUUGUUCGAGGCACCUCGCACGUUGUAGGAAUGAACCCCAGAGGUUGGUUUAAACAUGUUCUUUAAACUCUCAGGGUAAAGGUUAUUUAGAGAUUUAAAAACACUUAUUGCGAGCUGUUUAGAGCAUCUUUGCUCAAGGGUAUCCCAUCUCAAGUGUUGGAGGAUAUCCGCAGAUCUUGUAUUAUAAUCACUAAAUGUUAUAAUUCUCCCAGCCCUAUUUUGCAAUCUCUGGAGUCGGUCACACAGACCUUUUCCCAUACAUCCCCAGACUUCAGAGCAAUAAUCAAAAUAAGGAGCGACUAAAGCAUCAUACAUUUUCAGUAGGGUUUGGCAAGGCACAAGGGAACGAAUAUGUUUUAAGGCCCCUAUACCUGCAGAUACCUUUUUACAGAUGGUAUCUACAUGGGAUUGCCACCCCAAUGCCUCGUCAACCUCUAUUCCCAGAUACCUAUAAUUAGUCACCCGAGUCAAUUGUUGACUAUUAACAGUAACGUUUAAGUCACCAUUUAAAUGCCUUAGUCGGUAGUGGCUUCCAAUUAUCAUAUAUUUUGUCUUUUUGACAUUUAAUAUGAGUUUAUUGGAUUUCAGCCACUUUUGAACCUCAUCCAAGUCUUUGUUUAACUUUUCUUCAAGAGUUGCGGGGUCAUAGGCGGAAAGGGUAAGCGAGGUGUCAUCAGCAUACAUGAGUGCAGAUGAUGACAGCUCGCAUUCUUGUAGGUCAUUUAUAUAAAUGAGAAACAACAAGGGUCCAAGUACAGAACCUUGUGGGACCCCAUAACUAACAGGAAGAUAGUCUGAUAGAGUUUCAUUUACAUAAGUACUCUGAAAGCGAUUUGAUAGGUAUGAUUUGAACCACUGAACUGCAUGCGGGUCGAGACCAUAAAGUUGCAGUUUUUUUAACAAUAUGCUGUGGUCAACCGUAUCAAAGGCUUUCUUAAGAUCCAGAAAGAGUACACUGUUAAUUAGGCCAUCAUCAAUAUUUAAGUACCAGUUGUUAGUAGCUUCAAGCAAGGCAGUCAAAGUAGAAUGCAUCGGUCUGAAGCCAUGCUGAGAAACUGUCAGCAAAUUAUUGUGAGUUAGGUACUCAUAAAGUUGUUUGAAGAUAACCUUUUCGAUUAUUUUACUGACAACUGGUAGAAUAGAUAUAGGUCUAUAGUUAUUAGGAUCAGACUUAAUAUCCUCCUUAUAUAAAGGUAAUACUUUGGAAAUUUUCCACUCGUCUGGAAAAUACCCACACCUAAUGGAUAGGUUAAUUAUAUGGGUGAGAGAAGGCACGAUUUCAGGACAAGCUUCUUUCAAAAGCCUUGCAGAAAUACCAUCUAGGCCUGUAGCCUUGUCGACUCGAAGCAAACUCACUAAACGGUGAACAACACCGCAGUGAGUCUCGUUCAGGGUAAAACUAGUGACCCAAAGGACAAGCUGGAAUUCAAGCUUUUUGCAAGCCCUGUGAACUGGAACCCUAUUAGGAAAUUCUGCUCUUUUUUAGUUUGUUUUUGGGUAUCAAUCGCUUUGCAAUCUUGAACACAGGCGCUAAAACCUCCCUCCUCCUCAAUGGCUUCUUUGUGUAGUAGGGAGGUUAGAGAGAGGGAAAAAGUGCACUGGGGGUGAUAUAUAGGAAGUGAAGAGAGAGGAAGAGAGACCUCUGCUUUCUGUCUUUCAAGAAUGCCAGAGAAACAGAGAGAAAGUUUGUUGUACAAGCUGCAACUACCCAUUAAUGUUGCUUGUUCCCCAGUAUAUGCUACAUCAAGCUGAAUGAAUGGCCGCGUAUCCUCCUCUGGACGUUGCAGCAUUCACGGCAGCUUGGUACAGAACAUAACUUUGUGCUAAUCUCUCAGCCUCAUUUUUGGUGUAUCUAAGCCUUUUGUUGAUGCCAAUAAAUACCAUCAACUGUUCCAUUCCUGUGAUAUUAAAACCCUUUAACCCCCAAUAUCCACAUACAAAUUCUCUGUACAGAUCUCCAUACAUUUCCCUGAAAAACUAGUUGAGAGAUUUUGUUUAAAGAUCAAAGCAUUUUCACUGAGGUGAUCUUUUUAUUAAUUUUUUUGACUUUUUCUCUUUAUUAUGUAUUGAUAUUGGUGAGAGAAAUUUGAUGUUGAUCACUCUUGGGAUUAUUGCAGAUGUUACGGUGCCAUGUACCUCAAUUAUUAUUAUUUAUUCUUUUUUCAGAUCUGAAUACUGCCAGUCAAAAAUUUGCUACAAUUCAUCUUGAUUUAAUUUUAAUUUUUCCUGUAACAUGUGUAGGUGGACUGGGAUACUGAAGAGGGAUGCUUCCGAACCUUUGCACAGGAGUGCAGCAGAUUUUAUGCAUUUAAACCAGAUCCUUACCAACAUGAUGAGAACUCCACCAAAGAUGUUGACACAGAGGAUCCCAACGCUGGAAAUUCAUUGUCUUCCAACCAUUCAUGGCAGUGGACUGUAGAACAUAUUUUAUUUCCUGCUUUUCGCACAGGACUUAUCCCUCCCAGCCGCUUUUCUGAGGAUGGUACUCUCCUUCAAAUAGCAAAUUUGCCUGACUUGUACAAAGUUUUUGAAAGGUGCUAA